AUGAAUGUAAGGCCACCAUCAAAUUCGAGCAGCGGUAGCACAACUGUCAAUGAUAAUGAAUGCCUUGUUCGAGAACAAGACCGACUCAUGCCAAUAGCAAAUGUUAUUCGUAUCAUGAGAAAGAUCCUCCCUCCUCAUGCCAAGAUUUCAGACGAGGCCAAAGAGACCAUCCAAGAAUGCGUUUCUGAGUACAUCAGUUUUGUCACAAGCGAAGCCAAUCACCGCUGCCAACGUGAGCAGAGGAAGACUGUUACCGCCGAAGACAUCCUUUGGGCAAUGAGCAAAUUAGGAUUUGAUGAUUACAUCGAGCCAUUGACUAUCUACCUCCACCACUACAGGGAGUUUGACUUCAGGGCCACUAUUACUGAUCAUGUCAAGAGGCCUACUCACGAUCCUCCACCUGCAAACUCCUUUCAUCAUGCUUUUGCAACUGUUUUUCAUCAUACUGGAUUAUUUGGCACUGGUCAUUUCUUCAAUGAUCAACCUAAAGUACUAGUCCCUUCCAGGCUACCUUCUGCUGCUACUGUUGCUGGAUUUGAGCCAUAUGCUCGAUGUAAAGAGCUCACUGUGAAGAAAGUCGCACCGAAGGGUAAGGUUGCUAAGGAUCCAAACAAGCCUAAGAGACUUGCCGGUGCCUUCUUUGUUUUCCUUUUUUUUUUAAAUUUUAUUACACAAAUCUGUAAGUUGUUGUGCUAAUUUGUUGCGUUUUUGUUGAAUUGAAGGGAGGAGUUCAGGAAGCAGUUUAAGGAAGAGAACCCUGGCAACAAAUCCGUUGCUGCAGUCGGUAAAUCUGGUGGAGCAAAAUGGAAAUCAAUGUCUGAUGUCGAAAAUGCACCUGUUGUUGCCAAAGCUGAGAAAAGAAAGAAGGAAUAUGAGAAAACCCUUGCUUCCUACAACAAAAAGCUGAUGAAUCAUAUGGUAGAAUUUUAUAUCAGACUUGGUUUAUAUCUCGCUUAUUUUGAGAGUUUCAUAGUUAUAACUUUUAGCACCAAGAAGAUUGGCAAAAUGAGGGAAUAUGCUAAGAGUACAUUUUACCUCCUUUCAACUUUUGGAACAUCUUUAUUUUAUGUUUUGCAAGCACGUACUGCUUUCAGAAGUGUUUAAUUUCAAUGAGAACUCAUCCCUGAUAUAUUGACUAUUUACCUUGAUGGAAUAGUGAAGGAACAGUCGGCCAACUGGUUGUAUUGUUAUGAGAGAAUUGAUGGGGGUUGAGGUUGCAAUUUAUAUGAGCACACAUAAGUA
Messenger RNA from Cynara cardunculus var. scolymus (artichoke), 1242 nucleotides. RefSeq lists its product as uncharacterized. Lineage: Eukaryota; Viridiplantae; Streptophyta; Magnoliopsida; Asterales; Asteraceae. The record is from RefSeq and is a predicted model, not a curated record. The transcript is spliced from 6 exons. Gene Ontology annotation, cellular component: CCAAT-binding factor complex. Gene Ontology annotation, molecular function: RNA polymerase II cis-regulatory region sequence-specific DNA binding; protein heterodimerization activity; DNA-binding transcription activator activity, RNA polymerase II-specific. Gene Ontology annotation, biological process: regulation of transcription by RNA polymerase II.